Messenger RNA from Toxotes jaculatrix (banded archerfish), 6087 nucleotides. RefSeq names its product vestigial-like family member 4b (gene vgll4b). Gene Ontology annotation, biological process: negative regulation of DNA-templated transcription. The coding region runs from base 320 to 1273 and encodes 317 amino acids. Lineage: Eukaryota; Metazoa; Chordata; Actinopteri; Toxotidae. The record is from RefSeq and is a predicted model, not a curated record. The transcript is spliced from 5 exons. Gene Ontology annotation, molecular function: transcription coactivator binding.
ACCAAGCAUAGCCUGCGUGUCAGUGCAGUCGACUUACAGCUGGCUGUGAGGAGAACUGACGCUACUCUUUUUUUUUUCGCUCUUUAUCACUGCGACACACAUACCCAUAUUUUUUUAAAAAAGUGUCCUAAACUCAUUAGAAUAAUUGGGGGAAUCCGGCUUCAAUACUCUCCACGUUUUUUUUUUAUUUUAUUUUAUUAAGGGGGUUUCUAGAAAACUAAAGUUGGAGGCUGGCCCUUUAGCUUUUUGACCGUCGCUUGAGCGGAGAAGAAAAAAAAAAAAAAAAGCUGGUCUUUUUUUCCCCGUAAAAACUCGAUAAAUGCUACUAACGAAAAUGGACCUGUUGAACUACCAGUACCUGGACAAAAUGAACAACAACAUUGGCAUUCUCUGCUACGAAGGUGAAGCAACUUUGAGGGGGGACCCCAGACUCCAGUCCUUGUCCCUAUCCUCCUCCUCAUCCUCCUCCUCUUCGUCGUCAUCCUCCUCAUCUUCCUCUUCCAUCUCCAGCCACAGGACAGGUCCUCCUCCCAUCAGCCCCACCAAGAGGAAGCUGAACGGGGACCAGGGGGACAGCGACAUGGACGACAACGAACAUGUGGCAAAGAUGAGCCGACUGUUUGCUGCACAGCUGAAACCUAAUGGAGACUAUCGCAGCUCUCCCGUCUCUAAGGACCGUAGCCGGAGCCCCAUCGAACGUGUGGUGAUGGCCAGCGGUCUGGGAGUCCACAGCAACCACCUGUACAGCCACGCCCACCACCACCAUCACCUAGCCAGCUUAGCCGGUAUGGACCAGCCACUGGCACUCACCAAAAACAGCAUGGUGGAGUCUGCACGUAGCAGCACAGCAGCUAUGACCACAGUGCCGCACACAGUCAGCGCCGUGGAACGCCAGCAGAAUCGUCCCUCAGUGAUCACGUGCGCCCCAGCCAACAACCGCAACUGCAACCUGUCUCACUGUCCAGUCUCCCACAAUGGCUGCUCAAGCCUCGCUAACAACUACAGGAGAAUCAACACCAACACUGCCUGCGACCCAGUGAUUGAAGAGCAUUUCCGCCGCAGCCUCGGGAAGAACUACAAGGAGCCCGAACCCACCGCCACCAACUCGGUGUCCAUUACAGGCUCGGUGGACGACCACUUCGCCAAGGCGCUGGGCGAGACCUGGUUGCAGAUCAAAAAUAAGGGGAGUCCCUCGUCGUCCGGCAGCAGCCCAAACUCCUCCCCCGACAGUCACAUGGUCAAUCACAACCACUCCCCUUCUGUGGUCUCCUGAAGGGGGAGGGAUUUUAGAGGGAUUUGCCCCCGUUUUCUCAGCCCUCCCAAUCAUCCCGGCUCCAACAUCCAUGCCCCCGUCACUCCUGGUCUGCCACCAGCAUCCCAGAGGGAAUGCCUGCCUGCUGGUCUACUAAAAACAUCCACAACCCUCAAGCCUGCUCUCUCUCUCUAUGCACUCAUAGAGGAUCAGUCAAGCAAUAACAAAAUGGUUGUUUUUUUUUCCCUUCUGUCCUCGGGUAUGCUAAUGCCAGACAAUAAUCAGUAAUGAGUGAUGAGGGCUCGACUUGGGGACUGACUGGAGCAUCAAGCUGCUCCUUCCAUUCGUUCAUCAUCCCUGCAUAUCAAGCUUGGAGCUGAGCAAGUGUCUGUAGUUAUAUGUACAUAAAGAGAGAGAGGAAAGGCGGUGUUUUAAUUAUUAAUUUUUCUUUUCUUCUUUGUUUUUUUUGUUUUUUUGUUUCUUUAACAGUAGUUUUGUGUACUGCUUCUGCAUUAUGAGAUGCCUGACAUUGGAUAGAAAAGAUAAGAAAGAAACACUUUGGAGAAAAUAAUCACAAACCACCUGACUGUGCUACCAAAGAAACCUUAGACUCUGACGUUUAUCAAUGCCCACAUCAGAAACAAAACAACAAAAGCCAUCUUGUAAUCUUCUCCCUCUGUUAGAUUUUUUUUCCAUUCUCUCACCUUCCUUCUCUCUCCCUCUCUGUCCUGUAGUGUAUGUGUUCAGGUGAUUUUGUUACUGUAUGUGUAUACUUAAGUGAUCGACUGGGUCUGAUUUGCACUAUUGCCAUAGAGGGUAAAGGCUGGCAUGUCAAUGUUGCAAUCCGGCACUGCACACACUGGGACUGAUCAAGCUGAUUUUGACCCAAACUGAUCAAAUUCAACUUUUGUUGGGAUCCAUAUAUGAUUUCCCAUUAACUCCACUUAAAAUUUACCUGGUCAUAAUUUCAUCCUGACCGUGACAGAACAGUACAAGCUUCGUCAUUAUGCAUUAUUUAUUAAAUGCAAUUCUGAAAAAUGGAAAAUAUAUAGAAGUGAGACUGGGCAAUACAAAAUGGUAGAGAUAUGAAAAUCAUUUGCGUGGUAGGAGAAAGUGGGUGAAAAAAAGGUUGCAUAUAUUGUCACUUCCUGCAACUGCUGUCAGGUCUGACCGUCUGAAGCCAAGUCAUAUCCUAAGUGUUCAUCACUUGGUUCUGUAACGUGUUUAGUUUACGUUAACUAAACUUAUCCCUCCCUGCUAGCACUUGACAGAGUAUCAGUCACACUUCACGCUGCAGUGAGCUCUCCAUAUUAAAGGUAGUGAUAUAAACAUUCAGGUAAACUGUGGGAGGAACUGGCCACUCUUUGAUUUAAGUAAACAUCUGUCACCAUGGAUACCGAUAGAAGCAUUAAUCACCCAGCUGCUGAAUUAUGCCACUUCCCUGAAUAGCCAAUCCAAAACAAGGGUACAAGUCAGGUGAAGUAAGGACAAGCUCAUGUUUAACUUUUUAUAGUAACCUCACAAUAUAUCUGUGAUUCUGUCUACAGCCGCUUUGAAAAGUGCAAGUGUACUGGAAAGAACUAGUUUCUUCACCCACCUUUCUUCACCACUCUAUUGGGAUUUUGAGGGUAAAUUAUAUAACUUAAUAAAGCUUCAGCAUUCAAAAUAUAUUGGGAUAGUGAAUACGUAAAAUACAGAGCCGAUAUGUAUGAUCAACUACACAUACAUCCAGUCUGUGAAUUACUCAGUGUUGAUUGGUAUCGGCAAGGAAAACGUACACAACUACUUCACCUGCUUCAAUUGUGCCAAACUGUUGCAAGGUGAGUUUAAAAGCACAGUCAGGUCAUCAAAUCGGUUAAGUGUGGUGCUGAUGUACACCACAGCCAUUGUGAGAGCAGAUUAGGGCUGAAGAAAAACAAAGUUGUACAACCUGCAGUGUGUUGAAGAUUGGUCUUUGCUGAACAGUGUGCUUUGAUGUGUUUCACAGGCUUAACUGCUGACAGUGAUGAGGGGAUAGAUGACACUGCAUGUCACUUUGUGGAUGAAAGGAAAAAAAAAAAGUGUGGUUUCUCGACCGGGGGAGAGAAGAUUAUUCAGAUCUCUUCAAACACGCCUUUGUUUUUGUAACUCUUUGAACACGGGUGUUGUAAUUAUAUUUGGCUUACACCCUGCUAUCCCUCCCUUCCUCCCUCCCUCCCUCACCUACACACUGUGGUUUGGUAGAUUUCUACAAGGUUUGAAGGGUAAACUAAUGCUUUUACAGAUGCAUGUUUUUUUUGUUUUGUUUUGUUUUUAAUAGCUGGUAUCUAUUAGUGUUUUUAAGCAUUUCAAUCCUAACUACUAUUAGCCUUUUCAUUCGGACGUUAGUUGUUACUUCUUUUGUUGUUAGUAACGGACAUAGACACUAUACACUCACUGCUGGGUCAGUUGUACUCCAUAUUAUUAUUGUUAUUGUUGUUAUUACAAUUUUGUAUUUUUGUUUUCCAUUAAUAUCAGUAUGGUAACAAACAUCUAUAGCGGGACAGCCUCCGGACAGGCUCUGUUAAAUGAUGAGAGCUGCGUUUCCCAAAACCAUCUCGGCACCAUAGUCGAUUAGCUCAUUCCUGCAGCAGAGCUGUGAUCGUUAUCGUGUUGAGUUGGCUUUGGGAUGCGCAGCCCGUUAAGGUUUUCUUAAGAUGUUGAUCCAUCGGUGGUACAGGAUGCUACAGCCUUCAGCGUGACUGAGCUGAGACACCAAAUUGGCACAAAUUAGUCCGCAGGGCCUUGUUUUCCACAAAAGCAGCUCAGACUGAGAUGAAAUAACUGUAUUCGUGUGAGUCUAUUUGGGGUGCUGUCUUAAAAUCAUCACCUCCGCACCAGCCUUUACCCACUUUCUUGCUGCAGUCCAAAAAGCACAUGGUAGAGGACAAGCUAGCAGGCUCGGAAAUUUUUUGGGGAAACAAGGGUAUUGUUUACGGUAAGGGCUAGUGAUGACGACUCUCAGACAUCUUUUUGACCCUUGCAAAAGUCUCUUAAAAGUAUCACACUAUGAAUUAUUUUGUACUACUAAAGAGCAAAAAAAAAAACAGCUUCACAAAAAUAGCAUAGGAAAACAUUGGAGAGAUGCUAGCAAACAAAACAACACUUGGUUAGUGGUUACCUAAAUUUAUGGUGUACUGUCAAAGCUCUCUCAACCCUUAGCAGUUGACUUUUUGUGUCCUGACUUGGUGUCCAGACUUUUUUUUUGUACUUCAGUGCUUUCUUUUCUGAACAACAUUGUAUUGUUUCUGCAGUUAAGCUAGACUGCUGCAGUCUGAAGAGAUGAAUUUUACUCUUUAAAGAGCCUGCGCCAAGGUUGCAUACAUUCCUCCUAUAGGGAACUUUGUACAGGCCUCAUACACACUCAGUAGCUCCACAUCAACAGACCGAGCUAAUAACCAGCCAGGGCCACCUGUCCCAGAGCUCCCUGCCUUACUGGAAUAACUAGGUGUCCACAUUUGCCCUUUUUGGCCACAAGUCCUUACCAUAUGACAAAGGAACAACCAAUGGCAUAAAAAUUUUGAGGACAUUCAGAGCGUAGAACUUGGAGAACUGGGCUUGGGAGAAGUUCAGUGUCGUUCUGUAAUAAAAGAACAGAAUCAUUUCACGUCUCUGAGCAGAGAUUCAUAGGUUACAAGGUUCACGUUGGUUUGGUUUUUAUCUAAUGAAUACAUCCUUUACAGAGUUCUCCACACGGAACACCCGUGUUCUAGAAUGUCCACACAUUCCAUCCUCAACUAUCAGAGCAGAUGUGACGGAACCAGAACUGAUGGUAAAUUUUAGUUCUAGAAUCCCCAAAUUUCGAAUCAUAACUCAACUGCUAGUGAAUCAGUUUCUAUCACAGAUAAGUCCUCUACAAUCUCAGCGUGUUCUCUGUGACAGGUUCAGAGUGGUUUGGAUUGGGAUUUUUGGUAGGAGUAGGGGUGGGGGGAUGCAGAGCUUCAGGAGCUGAGCUUCUGUAAGCACAGUCCGUGAGCUGCAAGACGUUCAUCUGCCACUCAAAGUCUUUUCACAGUGACACCUUCUCUUCCUCCUCCUCCUCCUCUCAGAUUCAGUUGACCCUAAUUAAGAUUGGAUGCAGUUGGCAACUUGCUAGAAAACACGAGGGAAAAGGGCUUGGUGUCCAGAAGAUUUUGUUUUUCUAUUAUUAUUCUUUCUCAUUAUUAUUUCACUACCACCCUGUAGGUAGGAGGCUCUCUUUCUGCUUCGGCACACAGUCCCUACACACUGUAGGAAAAUCACUUAAUAAAAAAAAAAACUUUUUUAUAAUAGGUAACUAUAAGACCAUCAUUACGCUGUGCGUAACGAAUGUACAGAGAAAAAAAAUCGUAGGUAUUUUUUGAGGAACAAUUAAUUUGUUAAUGAUAUGUAGCUAUUUAAUUGUUUUUUCCCUGUCCUUAUAUUGUAAUCAUUGCAUUUUCUUUUUUUGUGAAAAAAGUUGAUCUUUUUUGUUUAUAGAGUUUGUCUUGUUAGAGUAAAGGUUCAAGUGCAGGAGCACAGUAAACGUAUGAAACCACAAUAAGCCACUGGUGUGUCGGUGACAAUCGCUACUUCCAUUGGUCCCCGAUGUUCUGCGACCAUUUAACAUGUGUUUGACCAUGUGACUUCUGAGACAUCUGAACAAAAGUUUCACUUAUGAGCAAAAAGAAUUUGUCCCUUUAGCAGGCUCUCGAUCAGUUCGCAUGUUUUGCAUCAAUGGAACAGAAUGAUAUUGCCACUAGCCCGGUGCAUCUUGUCUGCCAUUUCCAUUUAACUAAAAAAAAAAAAAAAAAAUUAACAUCGGUCAUGGGCUAGCAGGCAGGUAAAAUUUCUACCAC